Molecule: messenger RNA, 1036 nt
Organism: Dunckerocampus dactyliophorus (ringed pipefish)
Lineage: Eukaryota; Metazoa; Chordata; Actinopteri; Syngnathiformes; Syngnathidae
Product: glutathione S-transferase Mu 1-like
Exons: 8
Coding region: 135-791 (218 amino acids)
Biological process (GO): glutathione metabolic process
Molecular function (GO): glutathione transferase activity
Source: RefSeq, a predicted model, not a curated record
ACACGUAGUAAAAGAAGCCAGCCCACCUCUGUCGCUUUCAGUCUCCUUCCCACCGUGCUUGCUUUCUUUUUGUACUGCAAUACAGCCACCAAGUACACGCCAAGUGCAGCAUUUGUCACAAAUCCUGGUCCAAUAUGAUGAUUCUUGCUUAUUGGGAUAUUCGAGGGCUGGCCCAGCCUAUCCGCCUGUUGUUGGAGUACACUGAGACGCCUUAUGAGGACAAGUUUUAUGUCUGCGGUGAAGCUCCCAACUUUGACAAAAGCUGCUGGUUUGAUGAGAAGCCUGGCCUUGGAAUGGCCUUUCCUAAUUUACCCUACUUGAAGGAUGGAGACAGGAUGAUAGUGCAGAGUAAUGCCAUCAUGAGAUACAUUGCUCGCAAACACAAUCUGUGUGGAGAAACUGAGGAUGAGAAGGUCCGUGUAGACCUCUUGGAGAACCAAGCCAUGGACUUCAGGAACAGCUUUGUGAGGCUGUGUUACACUGACUUUGACAACAUGAAGCAAGGCUACCUGGACAAUCUGCCAUGUGUACUGCAGCAGUUCUCCAGUUUCUUGGGAGACAGGAAGUGGUUUGCUGGUGACAAGAUCACUUUUGUGGACUUCAUCAUGUAUGAGUUGUUGGACCAACACAGAAUGUUUGACAGCACAUGCCUAGAUAAAUUCAAGAACCUCAGAGACCUCCUUGAUUGUUUUGAGGGUCUGGAGAAGAUUGCAGACUACAUGAAGUCGAAAAGGUUCAUGAAAACCCCCGUCAACAACAAGAUGGCCAAAUGGGGCAACAAGAAAGAGUAGUAGUGGACAGGUUUGACUGGCGCAUAUUUUCACACUGCAGUUUCACAAUGGUUGUGGUUUCAUUCUGGUUAGAACAGCAGUUUUAGUUAUAUUGGAAUUGUAUCUAAAAGGUGAUACUGAUUUUUUUUUAUUUGAUUUGUAGCACUUAAUUUACUUGGCACUGUUGACGUUUGAUGUAGAGCACAUUGUCUCUGUUUCCACAUUGAUUUUGACUUCUCACAUUAAAUUAUGCCCAAGAAUGAAAA